AUGAAGGCCUUUGCCAGGUCUCCGGCCGCGAGGAAUCUGUCUCGACCUCCUAAACCGUCGCAGGUUCCAGCUCAAUGGCGGCCCUCGGCCGCUCACGCUUCUGGGCGCAGCGCGCACAAGGUGUCUGAUGCUGAAAUUGCCGCCCUUGCCGGUCAGCAUCAGCAUUCACUGAGUCUUGCCGACUUGGUCAAACAUGGGCGCCCGCCACUCUCGGAGAAGUCGCUGCUCUCGUCCGCCAACUUCACCCUCUCCCUGCUGCCGAUUCGCCUCGCCCGUCGCAUCCAAGCCCUCCGCAAUCUACCCUACAUUGUGGUCUCGAAUCCAAACAUCUCCCGCAUAUACAACAACUACCUACACUCCCUCUCUAUACUGCUACCUUACUGGCAUGCUGCCGCUCAGGGCCAGCCCAUUGCCACCCUGCAAGACGAGAUCAAAUUCACAAACGUGCUGGCCGAGCUCGUGGCAACACACACCGAUACCAUCCCCAUCUUGGCGAAGGGCUUCCUCGAGUGCCGCAGGUACAUUUCGCCCUCCGAGGUGACGCGCUUCCUCGACGAACAUCUUCGCGCCCGCAUCGGAACCCGGCUCGUUGGCGAGCAGCACAUAGCGUUGCACUUUAGCAGCCAGCCUCAUUUUGCCCCCGAGGACAGCCCCACGCCGUGUCCGGAGCAUCCGUCUUACAUUGGGGUCAUUGACACGGCGCUGCGACCCUCGCAAACCAUUGAGGCCUGUGCCGGCUUCGUCGCCGAUAUUUGUGAGCUGCGCUACGGCUCUCGGCCGCAACUCUACAUUGAUGGCGAGCCCGACACCACCUUUGCUUUUGUUCCCAUGCACCUUGAGUAUAUCGUUACGGAGUUGCUCAAGAACGCAUUCCGCGCCACAGUCGAGAGUAGAUCACGCGAGCCUGUUGUUGUGACCAUUGCUCCAGAGCCGCCGUUCAAGCAGCAGCCCGGCGGUGCCCCUCAUAUCACGCUUCCGACGGAGGACCGGGGCCUCUUCCGCAGCGAUGCUAUCCGGCCACUAGAUGACAAUGCCCCUGGCGUGACAAUCCGCAUACGCGACCGUGGCGGCGGCAUUCCCCCGGACGUGCUCCCCAAUAUCUGGUCCUAUUCCUUCACCACCUUUUCCGAGGAAGACGAGUUCCCGGGAUCGGGCGACGGCUCUACCGACGGCCUCGGUGCCAUCGCCACUGCCAGCGUCGGCGGCAGCUCCAUUGCCGGCCUGGGAUACGGCCUGCCCCUUAGCCGUGCCUACGCCGAGUACUUUGGUGGCGGCAUUGCCGUGCAGAGUCUCUACGGGUGGGGCACAGACGUCUAUCUCAGACUCAAGGGCGUCGGCACGAUUGAUCACAAAUAG
Messenger RNA from Purpureocillium lilacinum, 1356 nucleotides. RefSeq lists its product as uncharacterized. Gene Ontology annotation, cellular component: mitochondrion. Gene Ontology annotation, molecular function: pyruvate dehydrogenase (acetyl-transferring) kinase activity. The record is from RefSeq and is a predicted model, not a curated record. Gene Ontology annotation, biological process: protein phosphorylation; regulation of glucose metabolic process. NCBI's taxonomy places the organism in Eukaryota, Fungi, Ascomycota, Sordariomycetes, Hypocreales, Ophiocordycipitaceae.